AUGAGGAUGACUCCAGACACUGAGGAGGCUGUCCGGUGCACGGCGUCCGGCUGCAGCUGUGUGUGUUUCAAACCAGGAAGUGUCCAACUCCGGUCGUGUGAUCGCUGUGGACACGGCUGGGUCCCACACGCCAUGGCGAAGCUCCAGUUUCAGGCCCAGCCUCCCUCCAGCUGCGGCCCAGUGGAGGUGGCCCUCCCUGGGCUGGUGUUUGACCUGAGCUCCCUGGUCCUCUACGGAGCUCAGGCCAUUCCUGUUCGGCUAAAGAUCCUUCUGGACCGUCUCUACAGCAUCUUAACCCCAGAACAGGUCGGACACAUACUGCACACACUGGGCUGGAGUCUGGGGGAUUAUGUUAGAGGGUACAUGCUGCAGCAUCCCAGUGGGAAGGUGUUGGACCGCUGGUUGAUGGUUAGCCCUGAGGAAGAGCUGCUCAUCCUCAAACAGUUCCUCCGCUUUGGCGAGACACGCCCCAUAGUCGACUUGAUGAUGCUUCACUAA
This is a messenger RNA of Cottoperca gobio, 498 nucleotides long. RefSeq names its product zinc finger protein basonuclin-2-like. The transcript has 6 exons. The coding region runs from base 1 to 498 and encodes 165 amino acids. NCBI's taxonomy places the organism in Eukaryota, Metazoa, Chordata, Actinopteri, Perciformes, Bovichtidae. Gene Ontology annotation, biological process: regulation of DNA-templated transcription. Gene Ontology annotation, cellular component: nucleus. The record is from RefSeq and is a predicted model, not a curated record.